Molecule: messenger RNA, 3450 nt
Organism: Sus scrofa (pig)
Lineage: Eukaryota; Metazoa; Chordata; Mammalia; Artiodactyla; Suidae
Gene: FNDC4
Product: fibronectin type III domain containing 4
Biological process (GO): negative regulation of inflammatory response
Cellular component (GO): extracellular region; plasma membrane
Molecular function (GO): protein binding
Source: RefSeq, a predicted model, not a curated record
AACUUAUUUACAAAACAGAAAUAGACAUAGAAAACAAACUUAUGAUUACCAAAGGGAAAAGGGGGGAAGAAGGGAUAAACUAGAAUUUUGAGAUUAACAGAUACACCCCACUAUAUGUCAAAGAGACAAACAACAAGGACCUACUGUACAGCACAGGGAACUAUUUUCACUAUUUGUCAUAACCUAUAACGGAUAAUAGAUAAAAAAAAUACAUACAUAUAGAUACAGAUAUAGCGGAAUCAUUUUGCCGCACACCUGAAACUAAUACGGUAUCGUAAAUCAACUAUACUUCAAUUUUCAGAUGAUGAAACUGAAGCUCCGUGAAGUUAGGUCAGUUGGUGAAGAUCACACAGCUGACAGAAUUGGGACCUAUACCCAAGUUCUCCCUCCAGAUCUCAUGCUCAGCCAAAGCAUGAAAUAACUGAAGGAUUUCCAUGUUUAUUGAAUGAAGUAAUUGACAAACUGGUGAAAAUGAAUAACAAUCUCUCAUCCACACAGGGUUGUAAGAUUGAUAAAGCCCAUUCCCCAACAUUGUCUCAUCUGAUCCUCACAACAGCCCUGUAAGGAUCUGCACGCUCUGAUUUACAGUGGGAAAACCUAAGACUUACAUUAACCUAUUUGUCCAAGGCCACACUAAAGUAAGUCGCAGAGCUAGAACAAGAAACAGGUCGUUGCUCUUUAAAUUUCCCCUAUAAACCCAGCACACUUAAUGACAGCUGAAUCGGCAACUUUGAACAUGUCAGACGCUCAAUAAAUAUUUGCCUAAUAAAUGAAGGAACGAAUGAGAGAAUGAAGGGAAUCAAUAUCAGGUUAUGAAUGGGGAAGACACUUAAAAGCUGACGCAGUCUACAAGUAGGAGAUUGUCAAAAUAAUUAUUAUCUCCAUCACUCUGUCCCCUCCCGCACCGGGGGUGGAAUUCCUCUUCCCAACUUGGCUAAUUCCAUCUGGGGAGGGAGGGGCCUCCCAGGUGCCCGAGACCCUCGCACCUGCGCCUCUCCCGACGCCCCCUCCCCCUCUGCCGCCGGGGCUCCUCGGAUGGUGCCGGGAUCAGAAGGGAUGGGGGCCAAUGAGAGGGUCGUGGGAGGAGCCCCGAAAGAACCGGGUUGGGGGGGCGGUGAUGACGGCGGUGAGAACCCCAGCGGGGCGGGGCGGGUCUGCAAGUCCCGGCCGGGCUGCGGCGGAGCGACCCGGGCCAGCUCUGCAGAAGGCGGCGGCUGGCUUCCCGGGACGGUCACAUCUCGCUGCAGGAGCCCGGCGGAGGCAGCCGCACUGCCUCCCGCCCGGGGCACCCAGGCCAGCCGCCAGGCCGCGCCGGCACCGCCCCCUGCUCUCGGACCCACUGCGUGGCGGGUCGGAGCUCUGGGGGCUCCGCAGCCCCGCGGCCCGCGCCCACUACCCCUCCGCCCUCUGCCCGCAGCUCAGUCCCGCGCUGCCCGCCUAGCCGGCCCGGCGCCGGGAUGGGGUAGGGGCAGCGCCACGGAGUCGGGCGAUGGGCCGCCCUCUGGGCACCGAGCAGCCCCCCGAGGCCUGACCGACCGCGAGGACCGGCGGAGGAGCCCCGCCUGGAUGUCAAACUGAUGCCCCAGUGCCUCCCAGCGGACUCGGUGGGGACCAUGGCUUCGCUAAUGCCCCUCUCCCCAUAUCUAAGCCCCACGGUUCUCCUGCGGGUCAGUUGUGACCUGGGCUUUGUGCGAGCAGACCGGCCCCCUUCUCCUGUGAAUGUGACAGUCACUCACCUCAGAGCCAACUCGGCCACUGUGUCCUGGGACGUCCCAGAAGGCAACAUCGUCAUUGGCUACUCCAUUUCCCAGCAACGGCAGAAUGGCCCCGGGCAACGUGUGAUCCGGGAGGUGAACACCACCACUCGGGCCUGUGCCCUCUGGGGCCUGGCUGAAGACAGUGACUACACAGUGCAGGUCAGGAGCAUUGGCCUUCGGGGAGAAAGCCCCCCAGGGCCCCGGGUGCACUUCCGAACUCUCAAGGGUUCUGACCGGCUACCCUCAAACAGCUCCAGCCCAGGGGACAUCACGGUGGAGGGUCUGGACGGAGAGCGACCACUGCAGACGGGGGAGGUGGUCAUUAUUGUGGUGGUUUUGCUCAUGUGGGCUGCUGUAAUUGGACUAUUCUGCCGUCAGUAUGACAUCAUCAAAGACAAUGACUCCAACAACAACCCCAAGGAGAAGGGGAAGGGGCCGGAACAGAGUCCUCAGGGAAGGCCGGUGGGGACAAGACAGAAAAAGUCACCGUCCAUCAACACCAUCGACGUCUGAGUGAAGAAACAGAACCAGAAGACAGAUGCACUCACAACCUGGGGAUGGGGAUGGGGUCAGGGAGAGGCCAAGAUGGUGAGCUGCCCAAGACUGAAGGAUCCCACAGUCUCCCAGAGGGUAAUGACACUCCCACCAUCUCAGGCUGGUCUCCAUCCUCUUUCCACUGUGAGCAGGGCCAGAAGGUAGGUCUGAUAGGGUCGGUGUCCCUGGACCUGGGGAGUGGAGAUCAGACGGGAUGUGUCCUUCCAUCCCCCAGGUCCGGGGGAGAGUCACUGGUUCAACCCUGUCCCAUCAGGUCCCCAAAGGGGCCCCCAUUUCACUUGCCUCCCCAGCUGCCCCCACAUCUUGCCUCCAGGUCCCAGAGGGGAGUGUUUCUGGGCGUACUCCCCCUCCCCCAGCAAAUCAAAGGCACUGUCUGGGCCUGGAGGCAGACGCUGCACUGCACUACUCCAAUGUCUUCCAUGGAGCCUCAGGUGCUCCCCCUCUCACCUGGCAGUCCCUCCGGCUGCUGGGGAUCUCACUCCUUGGACAUUUUUCCAAUAAAGGUUCUUGGACAAACCGGAGCUGACUGUAUGGUAUACUGAAUAGUAUGCUGAAGAUAUUUCUCCACUGUGUCUCCCCUGACUACAGAGGCCCCUCACACCAUCACCACCAGCUCGACAGGAAAAGACUCUUAUUUUAAGGUGGUGGCUUUGAUUCUCCAGCCUUGCAUGGGUGGAGAGGGGCAUAGAAAACUAGAGCCCUAGUCCAUUUUGCUUUGUUGGGGGGGAAGGGGGAGAAGGAAGAAAAAGAGGACACAAAUUCUCCUUGCUCCACUGGAAACUAGGGUCAUGUCACCUGAGAGGCCCAGAAGCCUUUUUCAGUGUCCACAUCCGCAGCCCAUUCCUCACCAUGAAUUCCAUCACCCCUGAGCUAAUUUUCAGAAAAGGACUGAACGGUGUGUCUUGGGACAAAUGAAAGAGCAGCUAUACUAAUGGAUCCCUGGGUGCCAAGUGUUCCUCUCCUGUGCAUUUCUGUGCCUAUUCUUCCCUGCCCUUGCUUUCCCUUUUGUCUCUCUGUCUGUCUUUCUGUUCAUUUGGUCAAAGUCAAUAAUAAUUGUAAAGUAUAAAUGAGUUCCUAUUCACUCUCUGCCACUAUAUCCAGAAGAGGAUUCUGGAAAUAAAACUGGGGUUGGACCUCU